Messenger RNA from Anneissia japonica, 408 nucleotides. RefSeq lists its product as uncharacterized. The record is from RefSeq and is a predicted model, not a curated record. Lineage: Eukaryota; Metazoa; Echinodermata; Crinoidea; Comatulida; Comatulidae. Gene Ontology annotation, biological process: centrosome cycle; spindle assembly. The coding region runs from base 52 to 390 and encodes 112 amino acids. Gene Ontology annotation, cellular component: centrosome; HAUS complex. The transcript has 3 exons.
UACAGGGAUAAUUUUGUUAAAGUUGGUCACUUUUCAAUCAAUCAACUAUCAAUGGUUGGAGAUUUGUUGCAAGCAGUGUUGGAACUUACAAAAUUCCCAGUUUACAAGGCACCAGAAUGUUUACUAAAACACUUAGUGGAGCUGAAGGUAGAGAUUGGAAACAUUCAGAUAUUGCUGGAUUCUCAAGAUGAACUCCAUUCAAUGCUCCUACCAAAGCAUUUAAAUCAAGACACACCAAGGUCAACUAUUACAGUGCUGUACCAAGAUGUGUCCGCACAUGAUGCUAAGCAGCUGAAGAUGUUCUUACCAUUGUUACAGACAAGACUUUCAGAAACUACUAAAGGCCUUACAGCAUGUAUACAUGUGAAAGAUUAUCUAAGAUCCUGGUAAGUUUUUACUAAAUUGGAU